CGCCACAUAAAUCCCAAGCAAAGAAGAGCCGUCAUGGCUUUUUUUUCCUCCCUUACUUUCGCGAAGGGCAAGAACAUUUGCUAAUGUACCGCUUCGUGGCGCUUUCAAUCUUUUGUCAUGUAAACGAUAGAUUAUAAAACCCUAGUCGACUCGAUAAUUAUUUCAGUUCAACGUUAUAAAUGUUCAGAGACGGCUGAUCGAGGACGAGAGAAAUCAUUUUAGGACGACGCCUGCGCAGUCUGAAGAGAAGAUCGAGGCGCCGAUUUUUUUACCUACCCGCCAACUGGCACCGCAGAGCCGGGCGGACAUUGACUCCCAAUCGACCCCCGACUUCGUUUUCGUCGCUUUUUCAAAGACCCCCGCGGCAACAUGGACACGUUACAGCACACCGAGAAUGAUUCUCCACUCCUGCUGCCGUCCCUGCGCCUCUUCAUCCCGCCUCUACGCCUGGUGUCGGCCGCUAUGUGGCAGGUGGUGCAGCGUGGCGACGUUUGGGACUACGGCACGGUGGAGGAGUUUGUCACCACUGUCUCUGACAUUUUACCCGAGCUCUUAAAUGCGGACCAGAAGGCACAGUUGCUGCUGGGGCUGCGGGCACGGGUGGUUCUGGAAUUGUGUCGAUCCAAGUUAGACCCAGAGAUGGAAACCAUUGAGAUGCACUUGAGCCGAAUCAAAAGCCUCAUAUCAACAUGGGCAGGGCAGCCCUGCUUUGCCGAGGUCCAAUUUCCAGAAUCCAACUUUGUGGAUCAAAUCGAGCUGCUCCUGAAAGACCCCGAAGAGAAGGACAAGUUCUUUCGGGAUGUGUUUCCCUCCGCCUUUGGACCUGAAUAUGACAGCGCUCUGCAAGUGCUCAUGCUGGACUUCCUCUCCAGGCUGGAGAAGCUUCUCCCAGUGCCGGACAUUCAGCAGACGGCCGCCUUGUUGAGCGCUGCCCCGCAGGCCCUGGAUGAGUGCGUCCACUCGGUUCUCGAGCUACCGCACUUGAAGGCGGCCCUCUUGCACCACACUGCGCUCGGUCAUUUUGAUUUAACCGAUGACACUCAGAGCAUCCUGUCAUCCUUCGGGAACUGCAUCCUGUCCUCGCUGGCCCUCCCGCAGCUGGAGAAGGUUGUCAUCAACGGCGAGCACAUCCAGCUGCAGCCGCCCGCCGAUCAGAUGGCGGGAUGCGUCACCGUGCAAGUGGAAGGCGAGACGGUCACACUCUUGGACUACAUACAGAUUGAACAGACACCUGGCUUGAUGGAUCCCGCCCCUCAAGAGGAGGACGAGGAAGAAGACGAUGAGGGCGAGGAAGCGGAAGGCGAGGCUUCGUUGAAACCGGCUGCCUUCCAGCCGCUCAAGCAAAGCAAGCGUCUGCAGCUGAAGAGGCAAGCGGUCGAGGCGGGGAAGGACGACGACGCCUCCGAGUCGCCCAAGCGUCAGAGGAAGAGGCACCCCACCAACAAGACUUGCCCGGUGUGUGGCAAGAGUUUUCUGCGCGCCGCCGCCAUGAGGCGGCACCAGGAGACGCACUCGGAGAACCGCGAGCUCAAGUACAAGUGCGGCCGCUGCAACAAGCGCUUCCGCGACCAGUACGACAUGAAGCGGCACAACAUGCGCGUCCACGAGCGGGACGAUGACAACGCGGACGAGGAGGAGGAGGCGGCGGCGGAGCCCGAAUCGCCGGAGAUGUCGGACAACAAAAACUGCGCCCUCUGCGGGAAGUACAUCGCGCGCAAGGUGGACAUGGAGCGCCACAUGACGUCGCACUCGGAAGACCGGCCGCACAAGUGCUCCUUCUGCGAGAAGCGGUUCAAGACCCGAUACGUCCUCAAGCGACACCAGAAGGAGUUCUGCAAGAGCCAAGAGCUCAAGAGGCCUCUGGCCCAAAGGCGCCAAGAGCAGAGCCUCGACGCGCAGCCGGCCGCCGCGCCCGCGGAGGGCAAAGUCUGCCCCAUGUGCAGCCGCACUCUGCCGUGCAGCGCCGACAUGGACAAGCACCUGCGCUCGCACACGGAGGAGCGUCCCUUCAUCUGCGUCAGCUGCGACAAGGGCUUCAAGUACCGCGACACGCUCAAGAAGCACCAGAUCAUCCACGGCCACGAGGGCGUGCGCGAGGAGGCCAGCAAGAGCGUGGAGGAGAUCCUGGCCGAAGCCGAAAAGAACCCGGAGGACGCCGUCGGGGCCUCCGGGGGCGAGGCCUCCGGGGCGCCGGCACAGCCGGCCGCCCGCCGGGGGCCGCGCGGCAGAGCCCUCAAAACGUGCCCGGUGUGCGCCAGCUCCUUCGACAACGUCAAGACGCUGAACCGCCACAUCCAGAGCCACACGGAGGAGCGGCCCUUCCACUGCGUGCACUGCAAGAAGCGCUUCAAGCACCUGCACGGCCUCAAGCGCCACCAGAUCUACGCCAUCUGCCACAAGAAGACGGCCCGCUGCUCCUGGAAGAAGGAGGCCAAGGCCGGGCCCAGCCACGGCGACGGCCAGCCGCUCCAGAUCCCCAUGUGGUGCUCCAACUGCGGCAAGCACUUUGACUUGCUGUCGGCCCUCAAGGAGCACCAGGAGAACGUGUGCAAGGUGGACCUGCGCGACGUCAUGACGUGCGGCGCCUGCGGCAAGGAGUUCAAGAGCCUCACCAUGCUCAAGGUGCACCAGAGGAUCCACGACCCGCUCUACUGCAAGGAGUGCGGCAAGAUCCUGGGCAGCGAGGCGGCCUUCGAGCGGCACCAGCUGAUGCACCGGCCCAUGGCGUGCACCAUGUGCGACAAGAGCUUCACGCUGCUGCGCCGCUUGCGCGAGCACUACGAGAAGCAGCACGCCUUCGUGGGGCCGUACCCGUGCCCGCAGUGCGACAAGAGCUUCUCGCAGCUCUCCUACCUGGCCGUCCACCUGCGCAUCCACAAGGGCGAGUUCCCCUUCGCCUGCGACUCGUGCCCGGCGCGCUUCCGCUCGUCCAACUGCCUGACGGUGCACCAGCGCAAGCACACGGGCGAGCGGCCCUUCCUGUGCUGGCAGUGCGGCAAGUGCUACCGCUCGGCCUCCGAGCUCACCGUGCACAUGGGCACGCACUCGGAGGAGCGGCCGUGGGCCUGCGCCCAGUGCCCGGCCGCCUACCGCACCAAGCAGCAGCUCGGCAACCACGUGGAGCAGGUGCACAUCGGCGUGCGCUACCCGUGCGCCAGCUGCGGCAAGCAGUUCAUGAAGGAGACGUCGCUCAAGCGCCACGAGCUCAUCCACACGGGCGAGCGGCCGUACCAGUGCACCGUGUGCGGCAAGACCUUCCUCACCGCCAACGAGCUGCGGCUGCACACGCGCUACCACACGGGCGAGCGGCCGUACAAGUGCGACGUGUGCGGCAAGGCCUUCAUCCAGUCGGGCUACCUCAAGUCGCACGUGCGCAUCCACACGGGCGAGAAGCCCUUCAAGUGCGACGUGUGCCACAAGGCCUUCCGCAUGUCCUACCACAUGAAGAAGCACCGCCGCACGCACGCCGCCAAGGUGGCCAACAAGGUCAAGACCUACGCUUGCGAUCGCUGCGACCUGUCUUUCCUGCACAAGAAGGCGCUGUGGGAGCAUUCCGCCGCGCACUCUGUCAAAUUGGAGCAAACCUUCACGCAAGUCACUAUUGAGUUCCAGUAACCAAAGAUGGACGGACCAGCUGUCGCCAUGCCCCCCCACCCCACUCCUUAUAAAUCGCACAUGCCUUCAGUUCUUCACUAUUUCAAGCUGUAAUAUUUUCAAUAAACCCAACCCAAUGUGGAAUUUAU
Hippocampus comes (tiger tail seahorse) is the source of this 3743-nucleotide messenger RNA. RefSeq names its product zinc finger protein 11-like. The transcript is spliced from 8 exons. The record is from RefSeq and is a predicted model, not a curated record. Gene Ontology annotation, cellular component: nucleus. Gene Ontology annotation, biological process: regulation of gene expression. NCBI's taxonomy places the organism in Eukaryota, Metazoa, Chordata, Actinopteri, Syngnathiformes, Syngnathidae. The coding region runs from base 370 to 3615 and encodes 1081 amino acids.